Molecule: messenger RNA, 4702 nt
Organism: Varanus komodoensis (Komodo dragon)
Lineage: Eukaryota; Metazoa; Chordata; Lepidosauria; Squamata; Varanidae
Gene: LMO7
Product: LIM domain 7
Exons: 30
Coding region: 675-3971 (1098 amino acids)
Biological process (GO): regulation of cell adhesion; regulation of signaling
Molecular function (GO): protein binding
Source: RefSeq, a predicted model, not a curated record
ACGGCGAGGGCGCCUGCUACGACGCGGCGUUCGCGGAGGCGCGCCGGUGGGUGGAGGCAGUUACUGGGAAAAGUUUUGGAGACAAGGAUUUUCGGGCUGCUUUGGAAAAUGGAGUCCUCCUAUGUGAUCUAAUUAACAAGAUCAAACCUGGCAUCAUUAAAAAGAUUAAUCGCCUGUCAACCCCAAUAGCUGGGCUGGAUAAUAUCAAUGUGUUUUUGAAAGCUUGUGAAAAUCUUGGAUUAAAAGAAGCUCAGCUUUUUCAUCCUGGUGACCUUCAGGAUUUAUCUAAUCGAGUUACUGUCAAGCAAGAGGAGACCAACAGAAGAGUAAAAAAUGUUUUGAUUACAUUAUAUUGGCUGGGCAGGAAGGCGCACAGCAGCUCUUACUAUAAUGGCCCACAGCUUAAUUUAAAAGCCUUUGAGAAACUGUUAGGACAAGCAUUGACAAAGGCUCUCGGAGAAUCUUGCAGUCCCAAGCGGAGUGGGAGGGACAGUGGGUACGGUGAUAUUUGGUAUCUUGAGCGUACAGAUCCCCUUUCAUCAUCCACCAGUCAUAAGAGAGACGAUUCCUUUGAUAGCUUGGACUCCUUUGGUUCAAGGUCUUCUGCAAGCUUUUCAUCAGACAUCACCUUGAAAGGUGGAAGUGAAGGUGGUGAAAGUGACACAGACUCUGAAAUGCACGCAGGAAUGCACAAUCUCCGUAAAGACGACAUGUUACACCGCCGAGUCGCCUUGAUUGAGCCCAAGCCUGCUGCAGAAUUCAAUCGCUUCUUACCUGGCAAAGCCAAACCAGCGACAUACAUUCCAACCCCUUUGAGGAAAAAGAGGACAGAGAGGAACGAAGACAACAGAAGAAGCUGGGCCAGCCCGGACCCUAUCGAGCCAGAUGGAACGCUGUCAAGGCUGUUUCAAAAGCUUUCUGAUGAGCAUGGGAGUAAAUCCUUGGCCGAUGUCAGUGCAGAGGAGCUGCGAACAAAUCGUCAGCUGCGUUAUGAGGAGCUCCAGAAAAUAAGGGAUCAGCUACAAAAACAAGACGAGCAAUGGCAAAAUGAUCUGGCAAAAUGGAAAAGCAAGCGCAAGAGUUAUAAUUUUGAUUUGCAAAAGAAAAAGGAGGAGAGAGAAGAAAUUGAGCGGAGAGCUUCUGAGAGUACUGGAAGACGUACCAAAUCUUUGAGAGAAAUGCAGCAAGACAGGGAGAACAGAGAUCAAAGCUUCUAUAGCACCAGUCAGCUGCCUGUGGAACGCAGCCAAAGGUAUUCCUCCAGUGACGACGUGUUUAGUGACGAGAACGUGCCCAUCAUAUCCUCAAGAAGUUACCCUGUUGAAAAUAAUCCUGUUCACUACAUGAAGAAGAGUGAAGAAAAUAGCGAAGAGAGUGAUGGAAAAGCAGAGAACUGUGCAAGGACUGAAACUCAAAUUCCGGCUAAGAGCAUGACAGAAGUCAAGAGCACACCUCCUUUGUUGGCUUACCAUUCACAAACUGGGUCGGCUCAGGUUUCAGCUUCUCUCCCAAGAAGCUACCAGAGAAGCAAUACUGCCAAGUUAACCUCUGUGGUUACUCCAAGGCCCUUUGGUCUCCAUUCAAGAGGAAUCUCAACACUUCCCAGGUCACAUACGAUGGAUGAUGCUCCCAAAUAUAAUGGAGAAAUUGAUGUGUCCAAGAGAACUCAACUUACCUUCAUCAGCAAUUCAUUUUCCAAGCCAGAAGGUGGACAGAGCCAGUCCACAAGUGAUCUACACAGCGUGGAUGACAAGGAUGGAAUGAAGCAUCACGCUGCGGAGAAUAGCUCUCCUGCAAGCAAAGCUGUGGAUGUUAAUCAUCUGGCUUCUAAAUCGGAGCAUCAUGGCAGCUAUGACUCAGUUCAGUCUAAAGAAGCAAGGAGAAGCAUAGCAGAGACUGGGAUUUCAGCAGUGCAGGAUCAGUACAGCGAUAUGAGAAUCAGUAUAAACCAAAGACCAGGCAGCCAGCGGAGCUUUGGGUUUACAGGACAUCAGAACCCUUCUGGACUCUUUGUAAAAUCAGUAGAAGAAGGUAGCCCGGCGGACUUUUGCCAGCUGCGUGUUGACGAUGAGAUCCUGUCCCUCAAUGGCACAAAGGUCUCACAAAUGGAUCCGAGUCAGUGGGAAGCAGCCAUCAGCAAUGCGCUAGAAACCGGGACCCUUGUCAUGGACGUCCGGCGCUAUGGAAAGAAGGACUGGGGCAAAGACCAGCCUUCCCUGCCAUAUGCAAAGCACAAAAUCCUCAAUCUCACCAGUAUGGCUACCAACAUUAUAGGUACUCCUGAAAACAAAUGGAUCGAUGCUACAUCUGGAGAAAGUUCUGCACCCAAAAGCCGAAAUAUAUCAGCACAGAAAGACUUUCACAACAACUUCCAGAAUGACGAUUCUGAAACAAAAGUCAAUGGGAUGCAGAGAGAUGCAAGUUCCAAUGAGCAUAAAGAUACAGAAUCUAUUUCUUUGAAAAUCUUAAAAAGACGGUCACAGUUUUUUGAACAAGGAUCAUCAGGGUUUUCUUACAAUUCAUGGGUCUACCUCUGUGGAGGUUCAGAACCUGCAAUGCCUGAUUUCCCGGUUCCACCCAUCAGCUCUCCCAGUCGGUGGGCCUGGGACCAAGAAGAAGAAAGGAAAAGGCAAGAGAAAUGGCAGGCAGAACAGGAACGCUUGCUUCAGGAGAAAUACAGGCGUGAGCAAGAAAAGCUGAGGGAGGAAUGGCUGAAGGCUCAGCAAGAGGCGGAAAAGGAGAGCUCCAAAUACUUGCAUGAGGAGCAAAUUGUACUGAAGACAAGUCCCACUCUCGUUACGGCACAAGAGCCACCGGCAUCUCCCUGGCUGAAAAACGGAAGUGACAAGACUGACUAUUCCAACACCGGUGCUCAGUGGGUGGAGGAAAGAGAGCAGGCCCAGAAGGAGGAUGAGCAGGAAUAUCAUCGGGAGGUACAGCCAUCGCAAGAAUUGGCAGACGUGAAACCCGAGCAGGAAAGGAAGUUCCCAGAGCCAAGCCCCUUGAGGAAGUCUUUUUCUCAGGAUGUAGAAUGCUAUGCGGAGGCAGAACCGAAGUCGCAUGUGGAACAGGUCAGGGAAGUGGCAGCGCCAAAGUUCCAGUAUCAGAGGUAUUAUGAGGCAACAAGAAGCUCUGGGGGGCCCAGCUACUUCAGCGCUGACAGAAAUAAAUCCCGAUCAACUACAGAUCUCGAUGAUCAUCACAUCAAUAGAAAUGGAGUAAAGAGCAGAUAUUCUGAUCAAGCCUGGAAUCCCGUUGACUCACCAAGAAGGCCUCAGAAGGAACAUGGUGUGUCCGCAGCUGAGCUGGAGAGACUGCAGCUGCUGCAGGAAAUGAGAAAGAAGGCGUCCCUGAAUACCGACAACAGCUGGAUCAGGCAGCGCAGCUCCAGCGUGCAUAAAGAGGCCAUCAGUCUACCUGGCAGUAAAAUGAGGAGAGGUGAGAGCUUAGAUAACCUUGAUUCUCCACGAACCAAUUCCUGGAGACCACAGUCUUGGGCGAAUCUGUCUGCAUCCUCGACCUCUCUAUCAUAUUCUCAAGACAUGACUCCCCAUGUACCUCCUGUGGUGUCCACCUCAAAUCGUGCCUACAUGCGCAGUCCCUCUUCUAGCCUGCAAGCUCCUUCAAGGAAAACAGCAUCCUUGCCUCGUAUUCCUCCUUCUGCACCGUCUCCUGUCCCCGGUGCUCAGUCACCAACUUCUGCUUCCCAAUCAGGAAACCAGCAACGCAGCAGGUCGGUCAGUGGAAAGCGCAUCUGUUCAUACUGUAAAAACGUUCUGGGCAAAGGAGCAGCCAUGAUCAUCGAAUCUCUUGGUCUUUGCUAUCAUUUACAUUGUUUUAAGUGCGUUGCUUGUGAGCGCGAGCUUGGGGGCUCACAAGCAGGAACAGAGGUUCGCAUCCGAAACAACGAACUCUUUUGCAAUGACUGCUAUCUCCGACUUAAAACAGCCGGACAGCCAACCAUUAUGUGAUACAAGCCUAAAUACGACACCACUGCUGCAGAUAGAAGAGGAAACCACUGCUGUAGAUCUAUAAAUAUAUUGUGUGUGGUUUUUUAAAGAAACAUUUGCCUGUUUAAAUCAUGUAGGAAAUUCCUGGUAUUCUAUGCUAAACUUAUUUUGAGCUAUUUAUGAGAAGGUAAUCACAAUAAGAAACUCUUCUGGAUUAAAAACACAAAACUUCAGUUCAAUGUACAAUCUCAUCCUUACAUAAAUAAGGCAGAAAAGCAGUGUAAUUGGUGGUAAUUUCAGAAUGCUGGAGGCUGAUAAGGAAAAUAGCUUUAAAUUCCAAUUUCAAAGGAAAAAGCUAUUUUAUUUUUUAAUGCUCUUAAAUGAGCAUUUUUGAAAUGACGUGGAUUUGUAACUGCAAUCUCUAUUACUGAUUUAUAUGCUAUGGAUAUUCUGAGAAUAUUACAGAAAUAGCAUUUAAAGGCACACAAGGGUGGUUGUCUGUUUUUAAGUUUCAGUGCUUAAUAUUAUUCUUCUAAAUACUAAAAUGUAAACUUCAGCCUGUUUCCUUGGGAUUUAGUGUUUCACUGCGCUUUAAUAGUUAAAUCCAACUGGGAAGAUUAUUUGUGAGGGAUUCAUUUUUGUUCCAUGUUUGGAAAAUGUAACUUGCACAUUAAACGAGUUAAUAUGACUGAAGAUUUUUUUUCCUUCUGUUGACUUACUUUGUAUUUGUAAAUAAAGUUGCUGAUACUGCA